AUGUCCUCAUCCUCUAACCAACCACCACCACCACCACCCACUGACCAUUCACAAAAAAAAUCAAAUGAAUCACUAAGAUCUCCCAUCAGAGAAAAAUUCAAAUCUAUAAUCUCAAAGGCCUCCCACAGAUCGUCCUCCCCUUUGUCUUCAAGAUCGUUUUCCAAUUCAAUUCCAGUCUCCUCAACAAAUGACAACGACAAGAAAUCAUUUGAGGUUUUUUAUAGCCAUAAAAACAACCAAUUAUCACCUUCAUCCUCAAACAACCAACUAUCUUUAUCUUUAUCAAAUACCAUUGCCAAUGCAAAUAACCAAUUUUUAAAUUUAAACCAAAACUCAAAUCUAAGAUACAUUGAUAACAACAUCAACAGAAAUAGUCUAAGCACUUCUUACUCUUCAACCUCAUCUGAUUUAAACAUAAAUAACAACACAACCAGUCCUCUACCAAGUGCCAGCAUCAUAGAUUUAGACGACGAUUAUGAAUAUUACAGAUAUUACUAUAAUUAUCAUCAGUCCCAACACAUAACAAGAAACUCUCACAUAAUUGAAAAUUUAGAUAACUCUAAUAGCAACAAUACUUCAGAUUCUAACAAUAUCAAUCAAAAUGUAGCUCCACCGAGAAUAAUAUUACAACAACAAACGUCAAAUUCUAACGACUCUACAAAUCAUUUAUCCCUAUUGCCAACUGACCCGAAUUUAAAUACAAAUCCUCACCUUUCAGCUCAAAGUAGAAACACUUUAUUAAGCAUUUACAAAAAUUAUUCAGACAACAAGAGCAACCCGAGUUUAGUCGAUUCAAAUAAUUCAAAUAAUUCAAAUAAUUUAAACAAUUCAAACAACUCAAACAAUUCAAACAACUCAAACAAUUCAAAUAAUUUAAACGACUUUUUACCAAAAACUUCAAUCUUAACCACCCACACUUAUAAAUCUCAUUCUAAACAUUCAAUAAUGAGAAACUCGACAAACUCAAUCAACUCAGUUGAUGUCUCCUCCUUAUCAUCCUCAAAUCAGAUUAAAAAUUCAAAAAUUCAUCAAAAUUUAUCAAGCGAUUUUUCCUCUCAAUCCCAAUCCCAGUUACCAUCGCAGCCCCACACUUCUUUAUAUGCAAAUCACAAUAAACAAUUGUCGAGCCUUGACCGGGGCCAUUCAAGAACAAAAUCUUCCAUCCACUCUUUUUCCUCAAUGACUUCAUCUUUUUCAAAAAAUAUCAGCACAGUCAAAAAGAGAUCAACAACUUUAUCCAAACAACAAUCCUUUGAAGAUAAUCCCAAUCCUAUUCCCGAUCCCACUCCUAAUCCAAUUCCUAAUCCUCAUCUUUCUUUAGAAUCUGAACGUAUCUUAUCAAACAAUAAUCUAGCGGCUGGACAUAAUAAUCAAACUUCAGCAACAUUCUAUGAUAAUGAAAUUCCUUUAUUUAACCCUCCCAGAUUUUCCUCUCAAUUUUCUUCUCAAUUCUCUCCCUCAAAUCAUAAUAAUAGAAUAUCUACCAAUACAGGUUACACUUCAACAACUACCGGCGGCAGAAGUGAUUUAUUUGAUAAUUUAAAUUCUCCAACCUAUGCACCAACUAUGACUAGUAGCUCAUAUUCGCCACAAGACCAAUUUUUCCAAAAUCGUUUGAAAUAUGACUUUUCUAAAUUGUCAAAUAUCCAAGACGAAAAUAAAUUCGAUGCAUAUGAUAAAAAACUAGCAGAACUACAACACGACGUUUCUCAAAGACAAUUAACUCCUAAUCAACCUCUGAAUGUUCACAAUAGGACUAAGAACCAAGGAAAGGAUAAUGCUAGCAAUAGCGAAUACGACAACGAGGAAGAAGAAGAUGAUGAUGAGGCUAGGUAUAAAGUCGGAGACGACGAUGCUGAGUCUUCGAUUUAUGUCCCAACAUACUUGAACAAUACUAGCCAUCCACAAGGUAAUAGCAACAGCACCUCCUCAGUGGGAUUCUCUGGUAAAAACGCAAUGAUGGGAGAAAUUAACCAUAGUAAUUUUAAUAGUAAUCUUAAUGGUAGUAAUAGUAAUCACUGUAAUAACAAUAGUAAUAAUAGCAACAAUACCAAUUAUUCACAUAAUAGUUAUCACAUUAAUAGUGGAAAUAAUGGCAAUAGUGGUAAUAAAGAUGAUAUGAGCUAUAAAUCGGCAUCAUCAAAAUUUAUUGUUAAUGCAAGUACAAACUCUACCCCUAGUUUGGGAACUAAUUUUGCUCAAAAGAGUUAUUCGUCUACUAAUACAAUGGAUAAAGUACAUAUAGGGGGAUCAGUUAUCGGUGGAGCAGGGUUCGGAAAUGAGAUCCAAUCAAUUAACAAUUCAAUCAGUGUCAAUAGAAUCAUUGCAAGGUCCAAUUUAAGUAUCCCUAUUGAUUCAAAACCCAAGUUGAUGUACGAACAAAAACCAUUGAAGCAAAUAUCUAAUCGAAGUAUUAAUUUUGCAAACAAUAAUACCAAUAUUAGUAAUGAUAAUGAAAUUGAAAUUGCUAGUGGGAAUGGAGUUGUAAAUGGAACUGGUAAUGUUAAUGGUAAUGGAACUGGCAGUGGAACUGGCAAUGGCAAUGGUAAUUUAAGAACCAGUGCUUUAAUGAAGGAGACUCAGGAAUUGAAAUUGAAGAGUUUUAAUUUGAAACCAGGAUUGAACAAAAGCGUAUCUCAAAAUAAAGUGCUAUAUGACGAUUUUUAUAAGAAACAGGUUGAUGUUUGUUCGACCAACUAUGUGAUACUAUUAUUAAUAAUUGGGAUAUUUGUUCCACCAUUGUAUUUGUUAAUUUGUUUUGGAUUCUUUGAUAAAUCAUGUGGAUAUAUUCCAAGGCAGUAUAAGCUAUUAUCAGCAACACUAGCCAUGUUUGUGAUUGUGUUGAGUAUUGUCGGAAUAGCUGUUGGUUUCGGAGUUGGGGUAAGUUAA
Molecule: messenger RNA, 2889 nt
Organism: Ascoidea rubescens DSM 1968
Lineage: Eukaryota; Fungi; Ascomycota; Saccharomycetes; Ascoideales; Ascoideaceae
Exons: 1
Coding region: 1-2889 (962 amino acids)
Source: RefSeq, a predicted model, not a curated record